AUGGAUCAGGGUCAAGCGUCCUCUGGUGUUGCGGCUGCUGCCAGGAAGAAACCUGGUGGUCCCAGAUUUGAACUCGUCAAAGAAAUUCGUCACGGUGUAUGGAUCGCCGUCCGACCAGGAGACCCUCGUGGAGAACAGUACCUCGCCCGCCCCGUUGAGGACUUCAUGAAACUUCGCAAAGGUUCCGACACUGCCGCUUGGGAGAAACUACGCGACGAACACAAUCAGGCCCAUGUCGUAGCCCAGAUCCUCAACCAUGAGAACCUCGUCAGCCUUGUCGGCCGCAUCGACAGUCGACCUUUUUCUAAGAUUCAGAAAAAUCCCAAGACUCAUAAAAAGGAUGACAAGAUUGAUUCCUAUCUGGUCUGGGACUAUUGCGACGCCGCAAAUCUCAGCGCGCUCUUCAAAGAGCACCCGUGCAAGGAUUCUUCCUACUAUCUCCCCGAAUCUCUCUGCUGGCAUGUCCUCCGAGCCCUGACACGAGCCGUUACAUACCUGCACGAUGGAAAGCGGCUGCAUUUUGAUGCGGGCCUCCUGCCUGGCGCGUCCAGGGCGUGGAGGACCGUUGACGCCGAUUGGCUUUCCAUCCUUCACCGUGCCAUAGAGCCCGCCAACAUCUACUUCCAGCAUCCCCGCGGCACCGAGACCUAUGGCCAGUGCAAGCUGGCUAACUUUAGCAAGGCGACAGUGACGAGCCAUGUCGCCAAUGUGAAGAAGAAGCUCGGAGCCAAACCGUCUGGCAUGUCGAUGGCCCGUUAUCGAGGCAACGAGCCGCUGAUCGAAACAAUGGGGAAGUAUUUUAGAGAGCCUAAAGACGAUUCAAUGGAAGACUCUUCAGUGGAAGACUAUCCAUUAGAAGACUCUUCAGUGGAUGAACGCCCCUACACUCUGAUGCAGGAGCUCUGGUCCAUCGGCGCUGUCAUCUUCACCAUGAUGACCGGCAAAGCUCCCGCAUUCAGCUGCAAGAAGUGCGGCUGCUGUCACAUCCGGUAUUGUCAGGCAGAGAGCUGUCUGGAGAACGCAGCCUUUCGAGAUGGCUGCAAUUGCCUCCUCGGGGGCUGUGAGCACAUAGGCAAAGAAGAUUGUAACGAGCCAUAUACGGUGUGGAAGGCGUGCCCGCCCCACCACAUAUGCGAGGAACCCAUCAUCAACAUCCACACGUACCUCGCGCGGGCCAAGUACACGACGAUGCUGCGCAGCGCCAUCAAGGAGCUGAUCAUGUACGAUCCGAAGCAGAAGAACUUACACGCGGCUGUGGCGCUCAACCACGCGAAACAUGUGGAGGCGUACUACCAAGACUGGAAGAAGCAGACAGAGGAAGGGAAGGAGUACCGGGAUCUUGAGGACGACAUGGCUGAGCGGUGGGUGGUAGCAAAUCCGUGA
This is a messenger RNA of Ilyonectria robusta, 1383 nucleotides long. RefSeq lists its product as uncharacterized. Gene Ontology annotation, biological process: protein phosphorylation. Gene Ontology annotation, molecular function: protein kinase activity; ATP binding. NCBI's taxonomy places the organism in Eukaryota, Fungi, Ascomycota, Sordariomycetes, Hypocreales, Nectriaceae. The coding region runs from base 1 to 1383 and encodes 460 amino acids. The transcript is spliced from 2 exons. The record is from RefSeq and is a predicted model, not a curated record.